AUGGACAUCGACAACAACCAUAACGCUGAGUCUGGCCUCUUAGAUGAGAGCUGCCGGGGAACCUCAAGGCGCGAUAACCUCCGCCAUCAUUCGCACGAGGCUAUUGGCGGCGAUCAUGGCAGUGCUUGCGGACCCAGGGGCGGCGAGGACAGCCGGGAACCCACAAUGCACGACAUCACCAACGUAGCGAUGGUUCACGAUGGCAUCCUUCCUCAGGUCACAGAAGCCGGGAAGGGUGAGGCAGACGAUCGCGCGAGUGACCGCGGCAUUUGGGGCCUGGGUUCGGGUUCACAUGCCAUACCCCUUACCAAUCCACUCUCGGAAGACUUAGCUGUCUUGAAGGUCGAACAGCGUAUCGUUCUGCUGCUUCGGGACGAAGACACUUAUGAUGGGGGUAUGUACCCCUUCAACCUGCCGACUGAGCCAGACCAUCAGUAUGGCGCUCUCCUGGAGCUGCGAAAUCUUAAUUGUGAUAUGAAUCCACGCCAGCUCGGAGCUCUUUCCACAGCGGGCAGAUCUUGUGGUCGUGCAUGGAGCCACGUUCUGACCAACCACCACGAGCUGCACGUCUCUCGGGCGGAAGAGGAGAGCCAGGGCUUGCUGGCUCGCCGAUGGUUGGCGUCAUAA
Microdochium trichocladiopsis is the source of this 627-nucleotide messenger RNA. RefSeq lists its product as uncharacterized. The transcript has 4 exons. Lineage: Eukaryota; Fungi; Ascomycota; Sordariomycetes; Xylariales; Microdochiaceae. Bases 1 to 627 code for a protein of 208 amino acids. The record is from RefSeq and is a predicted model, not a curated record.